Rotaria sp. Silwood2 is the source of this 2359-nucleotide messenger RNA. The record is from the annotation of a GenBank genome assembly. Lineage: Eukaryota; Metazoa; Rotifera; Eurotatoria; Philodinida; Philodinidae.
AUGCGUUCAAACGCUCGCUGGUUCGAAAUUUCUCAUGCUGUACAAAAUGGUAUUCGUUUUUUUACAAAUGAUAAUCGAUCACAUACUUAUGGUUAUUUGGGUGAAUGUGAAUUAAGUGAAUUAGCUUUUAUUGAUCGUGGCAUUAGCUUUAUGAGUGAUACUUUACAUUCCAUUUAUCAUGGCGCUUUCGUACGUAUGACAUACCUUGUAUAUUUCGUUUCGAAAUAUGUUGCUUGUUAUUUUCUUUCACUAAAGAAAAAGCUUAUGCAGUUAUGGACAGAAUCACCCAAAACACAACCAUGGUCGUUGUCGAAGUUGUUACUAUCGAUUGAUUGUGAUCUUUCAAAAAUUGUUUAUCCUACUACGACAGUACGAGCACCAAGAUCCAUUAUGAAAUGCUUAAAGUUGAAAGCUAAUGAAUGUAGAGUACUAUUAUUAAUUGGAUAUCCGAUUUUCAAGAAUUACUUACAAUAUGUAUACUACAAACAUUUACAGAAAUUAGCAUUUGGCAUCAGCAUUGGAGAAUCUUCCAACAUUUCAAUGGCAAUGUUGGAUGAAAUGAAUUUAUUAUUAGAAAGUUUUGUUGACGAAUUUCCUUAUCAUGAACGUUACGUUGUGCAAACUAUUCAUUGUGUUAAGCAUUUUGCAACGACGACGAAGGACUUCGGUCCUUUGUCAAAUUAUAGCACCUUCAACUACGAAAGCGUUAUUGGUACGGAUAUGUAUAAAAUAUGCUUAUACAGGUAUCUUCGAACUUCUUUUAUUUAUUCUUAGGAUGCUUAUCUUCAUCAAUCCAUGGUACAAAACACCUUGGUCGUGAAUUAGCAAUAAACAUGGAUCUAUUUAAAAAAUCUUAACAUGCAUCAACAUAUCAUUCUUCGAACUCUGAACUUGCACCGUUCAUAGAAUAUUUAAAAACUGGAAGAAAAUAUGCUACCAAACCACGUUUAUCGAAUAAAACUAUUUCGCAAGGAGAUUUGGAUAUAUUAUAUCAAGUAAUUUUAAAAGAAACAAGACUAAAAUGCAUGAAAUCAAGUAAGUUAUAAUUUAUCGUCGUCAUGAUCUAAGUAUAGUUUUCAAUUAUUUUUUUUUAUUUAAUGAUAAUUGUCUUCUGAAUUAAUAUUGUUCUUUUCUAGUUACAUGCUAUGGUUUGGUUCUUUCAACAAUAACAAGUUCAAAAUCAAAAAAAGUUCACCGAUGCUUGCGUAGUUUACAAAUAUCAGAAUAUAGUGAAAUAUGGUAUUAUAGAAGACAUCUUUUAUGCUGAACAGCAAGACUUAUACUUAUUGAAAAUACGUUCAUUACAAGAUACUUAUUAUGAUACAAUAACUUUCAAUUCUAAAACUUUCGUCAAUAAACAUAUAAUAUAUGGCAAUAUUUCACAUGAUGUAUUUGAUUAUACAGAUGCUAGAAAUGUUAUUGAGAAGUGCUGUGUAUAUGAAAACGACAAAGUAUGUUACUUUGCUCGUUUUCCUAACUUAUAUGAAUCGUCAUAAAAUCUUUUAUACUUUCUUCUCUUACUUUUCUUAGUUGAUAGGUUUCUUUUUACUAUAUAAUAAAUAAAGUAUUUGUUUCUGCACUAUAUUAAAAAACAUAUCUAAGAUCCGUCCACUUUUAGGACGGUGCAUUACGUAAGCAGAAUAUACAGUUCUAUCGAUAAUUUGACAAACUAUCACGAAAAUAUUAUUUUUUUUAACAAAAAGAAAACAUGGAAAGUUUUUAGUUGCGUUAAGCUUGAACCAAGUUAAAUCAUUAUUGAAAACUUGGAUUCUUGGUUUAGGUUUCUCUUGUGUUGUUCUUUCUAACAAAUCCAAUCUUUUAAUCACAGAUAAAUCACUACUCAAUCACUCGCUUUAUGACACAAAAUUAAAGUGUCAAUAUCAGAAAAAAAUACGAUAAACAUACUUCAAGACUUGAAGAAAAUUAACAUUAUCAUUUAUAAAUCUUCCUACUAAUAUUCAUAUCUGCCCUCUUCGAUUACAAUAUCAAUUUUCGCGAUUCUCACAAUCUUGAAAAGCCGCACUGUCUCAUACCGCGAUAUAUUUGCACAACAACGCGUUCUUAAUAACCGUAUUUCUUUUAAAAAGUAGCUUUGCGGUUUGAUUCAAUUGAAGCGAGCUUUUUUAAAAUUGAGGUGUUAAGUGAUCGUUGAGACCGCAGCUUUUCGCUAGUGAACUGCGCUUUAUUUUGAUUGCGGCGGAUCACACCGCGUUUUUGGAUAAUUUUUUUUUUCGUGGGAAGCACCAAAAAUCUACAUUUUUCUCUACUUUUUUUGUUCUUUUUUUAAGUUAUUAUUCCAAAGAAGCCAAUCAUAGAAAAGAAAUUAUGCCGAAUCAACUCACGUUGAUUGUGACGACCU